Vitis vinifera (wine grape) is the source of this 1968-nucleotide messenger RNA. RefSeq names its product protein ACCELERATED CELL DEATH 6. The coding region runs from base 1 to 1953 and encodes 650 amino acids. Gene Ontology annotation, cellular component: plasma membrane. Gene Ontology annotation, molecular function: protein phosphatase regulator activity; protein phosphatase 1 binding. The record is from RefSeq and is a predicted model, not a curated record. NCBI's taxonomy places the organism in Eukaryota, Viridiplantae, Streptophyta, Magnoliopsida, Vitales, Vitaceae. The transcript has 5 exons.
AUGGAGAGGGAGAUGGCUGCUGACAUGGAUGUGGAGGGAAGGAGGAACCUUGCUGGCCCAGCCAUGGAAUGUUUAGCUUACGAAGCUGUACAGCUUGGGAAGAUUGAUUUCCUGAGGAAUGGGGUUAACAUCUUUGAAAUUCUCCACCAAGAAACAAUCCAGCGGAAAGACAAUCUUCUUCACAUUGCCGCAAAUUUCGGGCAGGUGGACUUUGCCAGAGAGGCCAUACGCUUGAAUCCAGGGCUUUUAAGUCAAGAAAACAUGAAAGGUGACACUCCAUUGCAUACUGCAUCGAGGACAGGCUGUUUAGGCAUGGUUGAACAAUUUAUUAGCAGCUCCAAAGCACUAUGUUAUGACAUUGAAAGGAUUAGGGAAAAUGCGCCACAGGAUUUGCUGAUGGUGAAUCAGGAGGGUGAUACAGCACUUCAUGUAGCAGUGAGAUACGGUCAUCUUGAUGUGGUGGAAUUAUUGGUAAACGCGGAUAUUGAAUUAAUGCUGCAUAUGUAUAAUAAGGCUAAUGAGUCCCCGCUUUAUUUGGCUGUAGAAAGAGGAUUUUUCGCCAUUGCAAAACAUAUCUUAAAUAAGUGUCCAACAUGUUCUCAUAGGGGCACCAAAGGCAUGACAGCUUUGCAUGCGGCUGUGGUUCGAACCCAUCAAGGCCAUGAACGUGGAAAUGAUGUUCCUCAUUUGAUAUCUUUAGAAAGUCUGCGACGGUUUGUUUAUAAUAUUGUUUUCAAGGUUCUAGAGUACCUUGGUGGAUCUGUCUCAAAUCAAACUGAUGACAUUAUGGCAAUACUACUGGUCGAAAAGGAAGGUAUGGUCAAAGAAACAGACAUAUUUGGGUGGACUCCCCUUCAUUAUGCUGCACAAUUGGGAUAUCUUGAAGCGACUAGGAAAUUGCUGGAAUGUGAUAAAUCAGUUGCUUACUUGUUGGAUAAAGAAGAUAGUUCUGCUCUUCACAUAGCAGCUAAAAAAGGCUACAUUAAUAUAAUGGAAGAGAUCACCAAACAAUGUCCAUGUGUUUAUAAUUUGGUUGACAAAAAUGGCUGGACCAUUCUUCAUGUUGCAGCCCAAUGUGGGGAGUCUAAAGUGGUGAAGUAUAUUCUAGAAGUUCGAGGCUGGGAAAGCCUAAUAAAUGAGAUAGAUAAUGAAGGCAACACGGCUUUGCAUCUAGCAGCUAUCUACGGUCAUUACAACAGCGUCUCGAUUUUGGCUAGAGAUGGAGUGGAUAAGAGGGCAACCAACAAGAAAUAUUUGAAGGCUAUCGACAUUGUCCAAACAAAUAUGGAUCUGGGAGAAAUUAAAAAAGGUAUGUGCAUAGAAAGGAAGUUGGAGGAUAGCGGUGCUCAACAAAGUCUCGAGCGACUGAUCGUUGGAGUAAACACAGACGAAAAAAUCAAUGACAAUGAAGGGCUGAAAGAAGGCAUAAAUGGGUUAGAGCUUAGAGAAGACAGAGAGAGAAUAUCACUCGAUGCAAGUGAAUCGUUUCGUGACAGGAAUAAUGUAAAGAAGAAAGAUAUCACAUCUAAGUAUUUGUUGAAGGAUGUAUCAAACACCCAUCUACUGGUGGCAACCCUCAUAGCAACAGUAACUUUUGCAGCCUGUUUCUCUCUACCUGGUGGAUACAAUCAAGAUGAACCUAACAAGGGUAAGUCAGUUUUCUCAACAAAGGUCGCUUUCAAAGCCUUUGUGAUAACAGAUGGUAUAGCUUUCCAUUGCUCAACUGCAGCUGUGUUUCUCCACUUUUUUGCUUCACUGGAACAAAGCUACCAUUUGCAUCGUCGACGUUUCAUAAAAUUUGCCGCGCUACUCACUUACAUCUCUCUCCUGAGAAUGGCGAUAGCAUUUACUUCAGGCAUUUUUGUGGUGCUACCUGAUUCCUCCCUGACUUUAACAACUUCAAUUGUCCUUGGGUGUUUAUUCUUGAGUUUUUACACCUUUGGGAUUCUGUAGAACCAUAGAGUAGGA